AUAUAGCUAAUAUUUCACAUUCAUUAGUCUAUCGGGGCCAAUUGCAAGCCUAAUAGGCUAAUAGAGCGGGCCUGUGCCAAUCAAAACCCUAGCUCUAGAUUUGUAGUUUAUAUUUUUAAUAAAAGAUAUAUUUGCAGUCAUAAACUCAAAAACCCUAAAAAUCGAGUUUCGUACUGAUUUGAGUGAUUCCCCACUCUUGCCUCUGCGAAUAAAUUUACAUUCAUAGGUGAUAUUUGUGAUGGCGGGAGGGAAGAUGAAGAAAGAUAAGCAAAAAGGGCCGAGAGCCCCCUCCAAUCACUACCAAGGUGGUGUCACUUUCCACAAAUCCAAAGGCCAGCACAUCCUUAAGAACCCUAUGUUGGUCGACGCUAUUGUACAAAAGGCCGGCAUCAAACCCACCGAUACCAUCCUCGAAAUCGGUCCCGGUACUGGUAACCUUACCAAGAAGCUUCUUGAAACCGGUAAAAUGGUCAUCGCCGUCGAACUCGAUCCUCGUAUGGUCCUCGAACUUCAACGCCGCUUUCAAGGCACUCCUUUCUCUAAUCGCUUAAAGGUUAUUCAAGGUGAUGUACUGAAGACGGAUUUGCCCUAUUUUGAUAUAUGUGUGGCGAAUAUUCCGUAUCAAAUAUCUUCUCCUCUUACAUUCAAGUUACUGUUUCAUCAGCCUGCUUUUAGGUGUGCUAUUAUUAUGUUCCAGAGAGAAUUCGCAAUGCGACUCGUUGCUCAGCCUGGUGAUAAUCUUUACUGUCGGCUUUCCGUCAAUACCCAAUUUUAUGCUCGGGUUUUCCAUCUCCUCAAAGUCGGGAAGAACAAUUUCCGGCCUCCACCUAAGGUUGAUUCUUCUGUAGUAAGGAUCGAGCCGAGGAAACCACGCCCUGAAGUGAAUCAUAAGGAGUGGGAUGGGUUUAUAAGGAUUUGUUUCAUAAGGAAGAAUAAGACACUGGGUUCCAUUUUCAAGCAGAAAAACGUACUGUCACUCUUGGAGAAGAACUACAAGACCUUGCAGGCGCUGCAAGGCUCACAAAAUGUUUCUUUGAGUGGGAAUGAUGAUAUGGAGAUUGCAAGACUAGGGGAUGAGAGUAUGGAAAUGGAAGAUGGAAUGGAUGAUGACAUGGAUAUGGAAUGUGAUGAAGCAGAAGGAGAAGGAGAAGUGUCUGAGUUUAAAAAUAAGGUUAUAAGUGUGUUGAAGGAAGGAAAAUUUGAGGAGCAGAGAGCAUCCAAGCUUAGUCAGGAAAGCUUUUUAACCUUACUCUCUAUGUUCAACAAGGCUGGCAUACACUUCUCCUGAUGCAACCAUGCUUUUUCUUUUGAAAGGUUUUGUUCAUCUUCCUUAGGCAGUAGGGGUAUCCAAUUUUGUUUUGGCUUAUUUGUUUUUACCAGGUUAACUUAAUUGAGAAUGUAUUUAUUUUGUUUGUUGGAAAGUAUUAUUAUCUAGCCAAGCUGUACGCAUUACAUGCAUUCAUGCUCUUCUAUGUGCCACUAUUUGACUGGUUAUCUCCUAUGAUGAAUAUGAGAGCGCAGAAGUAGUAUUCAGCUAUGUCACCUGUACUUUAGGUGUGAGUGUGUAUCCAACAUGAAUUAUCUUGAUUGCAUGAAUAUGGGGUCGGAAUUUGUGUUUGACAUGGGUAGGUUCUAGCUUUAUAAUUGCCUACAAAAUUUGUAGAGAUUGUGGUGAUGGAGGCAGUUAACCCCAGGUUAAAGCUUCAGUUGAAUUUUAUACCGUGAACGCAAAAGAGAGUCUAUCUUUCAAUGGAAGAAGGAAGUGCAUAUUGAAGGAAUUCAUUACCAAACACAAUGAUCGCAACCAUGUCCCUGAUGAAUUAGUUGAAUGCUCAUCCCAGGAUGAUGAAGUACCCAAGAAGCCUAAUGUCAAGUCUAAAGAAACAAAGAUGAAUUAGUUAGUACUAAUAUUUGAUUGCUCCAUAGAACCCCAAAAGAGGUAUGGAAUUCUUCUACUUUAUUAACUUCUCCAAUCUCUGGUGUUAUAUAUGAAUCAACCACUUUUAGCGUUGUGUUGGAAAA
Molecule: messenger RNA, 2022 nt
Organism: Gossypium arboreum
Lineage: Eukaryota; Viridiplantae; Streptophyta; Magnoliopsida; Malvales; Malvaceae
Product: ribosomal RNA small subunit methyltransferase
Exons: 2
Coding region: 239-1288 (349 amino acids)
Biological process (GO): rRNA methylation
Cellular component (GO): mitochondrial matrix
Molecular function (GO): rRNA (adenine-N6,N6-)-dimethyltransferase activity
Source: RefSeq, a predicted model, not a curated record